This is a messenger RNA of Benincasa hispida (wax gourd), 675 nucleotides long. NCBI's taxonomy places the organism in Eukaryota, Viridiplantae, Streptophyta, Magnoliopsida, Cucurbitales, Cucurbitaceae. The record is from RefSeq and is a predicted model, not a curated record.
AUGAAAUUUGGGGAACAGAUGAGGGCUAGCUUUGCUCAAGAACUUGCAGCCAAUGUGAGGGUCGUGCAAGAUAACCCUGAGAAGAACUAUGGGAUAGAACAUUUGAAGGCCUUGGGUGCCACAACAUUUUUAGGGACAGCUUAUCCUGCAGAUGUUGAGAAAUGGAUGGAAGUAGUAGAAAAGUGUUUUGGUGUGAUGAGAUGCCCAGAUGACAGAAAGGUGGUACUUGCCACCUUCUUACUUCAAGAAGUGGCAAAUGACUGGUGGCGUAUGACUCAGUUACGCCAUGGAGAUAGACAGACCAGCUGGGAGGAAUUCAAAAGCUUCUUCUAUGACAAGUUCUAUCUAAGGUCAUUUCGCAAUAUGAAACGAAAUGAAUUUUUGAAGUUAGUGCAGGGAACAAUGUCAGUGGCAGAAUAUGAGAAAAAAUAUACAGAACUAUCCAAGUAUGCUAUAUCAGUAAUUGAGGAUAAGAGGGACAGAUGCAGAAGAUUUAAGGAUGGCUUGAGGGAAGAUAUUCGUACACCCGUUACUGCAAGUGUUGAGUGUAAUGACUUUGCUCAAUUAGUUGAAACAACAAUGAGAGUUGAGAGGAGUAUCUCUGAGAAGAGGAUAGAGCGAGAAGCUACAACGAAUGCUCGUCCAAGUACCUCAUUUGGCCAACAACGUGAGUAA